Molecule: messenger RNA, 1823 nt
Organism: Trichobilharzia regenti
Lineage: Eukaryota; Metazoa; Platyhelminthes; Trematoda; Strigeidida; Schistosomatidae
Source: the annotation of a GenBank genome assembly
AGAAACAAAUUAAUAUGGUUGUACCUGAUGUACCUAGUCAAGAAAAUGGUCAUUUUCAGGGUUUUGAAGAAAAGGAUGUACUAUUAUGUUUGAAGUCAUUAAAUCCAACACACAGCCUUGGUCCAGAUGGUGUACCAAGCAUUCUUCUCCAAAAGUGUGCAGACAUCCUGUGUCAUCCUCUUACUCAAAUCUUUAACGCAUCAUUUAAGAGGGAAACGGUACCUGCUGACUGGAAAGAAAUCAAGGUUGUACCUGUACAGAAAUCAUCUUCUGGAGCAGGUAUAAAAUUUAGACCAGUCGCUAUAACAUCUCCUUUUUUGAAAACUAUGGAGAAACUUCUUUUGUAUAUUCUUAAACCUUCUUUAAAAGCUUUUAAUGACCCUAAGCAGUUUGCUUAUAAGUGUGGAAGAAGUACAUUAGAUGCAGCCAUUGUACUACACCACAAUAUUGUUUCCUGCCUUGAUAAGGGCGCUAAGUUCGUUCGAACAGCUUUCUUAGACUAUACUGCAGCUUUCGACUCUGUUUCUAGGACACUUUUAUUAGGAAAGAUGAUUUCAGCACAAACAGAGUCCUGGGCAACUAGAUGGCUGUCUUCUUAUUUUAAGGAUAGGAAACAGCAUACUGUUUUGGCUGGAAAGCGCUCCACUUCCCAGCUAACUGAAAGUGGUGUGCCUCAAGGUGCAGUACUUUCUCCAUUUCUUUUCUCUUUCUUUCUGCAUGACCUUCCGAACUCACCCAAAGUUAACUUCAUUAAGUAUGCUGAUGACCUGACCGUUUCUGUCCCUGUAGUUUCCACAUCGGAUUGUUCCUAUAUGAAUGGCUUCCUAGCUGAAGUUAAGGAUUGGUCUGGCUCAAAUGGCCUUAAACUAAAUCCAACUAAAUGUAACACUGUUGAUUUUAGCUUGAGAAGUGAAAAAGUCAUGCAUGGAUUGAUUCAAUCUCAUGAUUGUUGUAAUAUUGAUGGUACCAUGAUAGAGAGUAAGUCAAGUGUUUCUUAUCUUGGCAUUAGUUUCUCGUCAAAUCUUUGCUGGUCGUCUCAUAUUCUUAUAGUUUCUAAGAAAGUUUUCCGUCUGACUUAUUACAUAAAGAAGUUGAGACACUCAGGUAUAACUCAAUCUCUUAUCAUACAAUUUAUUAAUUCAUGUGUUUUGCCCAUCAUUCUUUAUUGUUCUCCAUUAUUCUUCCCUGGGCUACUCAAGAAAGAUCAUAUAAUACUACGAAGAACAUUGAGGGCUGUAAGUAGGGUCAGUGCUAUCCCUUUGACUGAACUAAAUGACACUGUUGUCAAUAGGCAUAUGAAUUCUUGUAAACACUUAGCUAAAGUUAUCUUAUCUGAUAGUGAACAUCCUCUUUAUUCACAAUUAUUUCCUUGUAUCUCUUCGGGUAAGACCAGAAGAAAUUUUAUAAACAUUUAUGCUCGUACUACAAAAUAUAAAAAUUCGACCGUUCCAUAUUUGGCACGAGUAUUGUGUGAAGAGACAAAUAUCAGAAAAGAACUUUUACAACUUUUGAAUCAGUAACUAAACUAUAAAAUGUAAUGAUGCAUAUUAAUGCAAGUGUUAUUUGUUAUAUUAUUUAUUUAUUAUUCACUAUGACCUAGAAAUGGUAUGAUUUUGUUGGGUUUUUUAUUUAUAUUUAUUUUUAUUAUUUUUUCCUAUUAACUAUCAAUAUUUUAACAUUUUAUAUAUUUAUAUAAUUAUAAACAGAGCUAAACCAUUGCAAUAUGUAAAAGAAACGCUGAAAAUUCCAUGCUGUAAAUUGUUAUUGUUGUGGAAUAAAGUGAUUAUUAUUAUUAUUAUUAUAUAUUAUUAUUAUACAUGUAA